Molecule: messenger RNA, 3141 nt
Organism: Closterium sp. NIES-65
Lineage: Eukaryota; Viridiplantae; Streptophyta; Zygnematophyceae; Desmidiales; Closteriaceae
Source: the annotation of a GenBank genome assembly
AUGGCCUCACGUGUCCUUAUCUCUGGUCUCCCCCGGCCCCUCCCUCCUCUUCCUCUGAGGCCUGCCCCUACCUGCGUUCCCUGCGUCGAGGGGCGGCAGCGCGCUGCCCCUCACUCCUCUGAGUUUCCUCCGACGGAGGCUCCGCUGCAGACUCUUCACAUGGACGUGUCGGGCCCCGCCCGCGUCCGUGGCCAGGGUCACGAGCGUUACUUCCUGUUGAUGGUUGAUGACUACUCACGUUACACCACGGUGAUCCCCUUGCGCAACAAGGGUGACGUCACUGGGGUGUUGAUUGACUGGAUCCGCGCAGCUCGUCUCCAGCUCAGAGAGAGUUUUGGCUCGGACUUUCUUGUUCUGCGUCUGCACUCCGACAGAGGCAGGGAGUUUCCCUCUGCUCUUCUGGGAGCCGUCUUUCGUGCACAGGGCAUCCGCCAGACAUUCACGCUUCCGGCCUCUCCACAGCAAAAUGGGAUUGCUGAGCGCCGCAUUGGCAUGGUCAUGGACGUCGCUCGUACGUCCAUGAUCCAUGCGGCUGCUCCCCAUUUUCUGUGGCCGUUUGCGGUUCGGUUGGCGAUGCGUCUGCGUUCCGUGUCUGAGGAUCUCGGGCGUUUGUCCGCGACUUGUCUGCGGACAAGCUGUCCCCCCGUGCUGUUCCCUGCGUCUUCCUUGGCUUCCCCCUUGACGCGCCUGGUUGGUAGUUUUACCACCCCACCCUCGCGCCGUGUUCUGUCCUCCCAGUACGUCACGUUUGACGAGUCGGUUCCUUACUACCGUCUCUUCCCCUACCGCACUGCGCCCCUUCCCCCGCCGCCCCUCUUUCUCGCGCCAGGCCCCCCCCCGGUAGAUCCUCUCCCCCCUCAGGGUCCUGCACCGUCAGGUGUGUCCCAACCUGGGGGUGCUGGGUCUGGGGGUGCUGAGCCUGGGGGUGCUGAGCCUGGGGGUGCGGAGCCUGGGGGUGCGGAGCCUGGGGGUGCUGAGCCUGGGGGUGCUGAGCCUGGGGGUCCUUCGGGUACUUCGUCUCGGCGGGAGCUACCCUCUCCACAGGAGCUGCGCGAGUGGUUUGCCAGGCGCUGGAGUCGUGCUGCUGGAGCUGGAGGUGCUGCUGUUUCUGCUGCCCCCGCGGUCGGUGCUGGAGGUGCUGGAGCCACUGGUCCUGGAGGUGCUUGUACUGGCAAUACUGGAGCUGCUGGGACUGGGGGUGCUGAUGGGGCUACUGGAGUUGGUCCUGCUGAAGGUGCAGUUGGUGCUGCUGGGGGUACUGGAGCUGCUGGGGGUGCUCGUGCUGGAGGUACUGCUGGGGCUGGUGCUUCUGAGGGUCCUGGAGUUGGCGCUGCUGGAGCUGGAGGUGCUGCUGGCGCUGGUGCUCCCGCUGGGGGUGCUGGUGCUGUCUCUGCUGGUUCUGGAAGCGCUUUGCGGCCGCGGCCAUACUUCGUUCCGCUCCUUGAGCAGUCGCGGUCACAGUUCGAGCCUGCCUCCCCACUGCCUGCUCCUUCUCCCUUCACUGGUCCUACUGGAGGUCUUGCUGAGCAUCGCACACACCAGAUGGCACUCCGUCCUUCUAGUGCUCCACUGCGUGUCCCUUUACCGUCUCCUCCAGAGUCCUCUCUUCUUGCUCUUGCUGACCCGGAGUCUGACUCUCUUCGUGCUGCCAGUCCAACUGUCACGCGUCUCCUGGCUACUGUUGUCACUGACCCUUCCUUUGAGUCCACUGCUGCGUCUGCCUUGGUUGCUGAGCUUGUCGACUUUGCUGCUCACUGUCGUCUAGGCUACACUGCUAGUCUUGUUACUGAGUCUGAGUCUGUCUGUCCUCCGUCCGUCAGGGGUGAGUGUGCUCUUAGCACGGACGUCCUUGAGGACAGGCAGGAGGAUUUCCAGUGUUUUACUGUUGUUUUGCCUCAUCUAGUGUCCAUGUUGAUUGCCCCUGAGGGAGACCCGGAUGCACCAGCCAUCCCGACUCCUCGAUCAUACGCUGAGGCGAUCGAGGGUCCCUACUCCUCACAGUGGCAUGGCAUGUGGAUUUUCAGGGUGAAGCGGCCGCCGGGUUCUCCGCCUGUCUUCAAGGCGCGUUACGUGGCUCGAGGCUUCAGUCAGCGGCAGGGAGUUGACUACUUUCAGACCUUCUCUCCCACCCCGAAGAUGACCACUCUUCGGGUACUGCUGCACAUAGCCGCUCAGCGCGACUACGAGCUUCACUCUCUUGACUUCAGCACUGCUUUCUUGCAGGGCAGCUUGCACGAGGAGAGAUCUGGCUGCGUCGCCCACCUGGCUUCACUGGGUUGUUUCCUCCUGGUAACCCAGUGGAGCUUCCGGCGGCCAGUCUACGGUCUCCGCCAGGCGCCCUGUGAGUGGCACGACACACUGAGGACUACACUUGCGGCUCUUGGGUUUGCUCCUUCUACUGCCGACCAGUCGUUGUUUCUGCGCACCGACACCUCUCUGGCGCCGUUCUACAUCCUCGUGUACGUCGACGACUUGGUCGUUGCCACUGCUGAUACUGCUGGAGUCGCCCGCGUGAAGUCCGAGCUGCAGAAGAGACACACGCGCACAGACCUGGGUGAAUUGUGCAGCUACCUUGGUUUGCAGAUCACCCGGGACAGAGCACAUCACACCAUUACCCUAACUCAGUCACACAUGGUGCAGCAGGUCCUUCAGCGCUUCGACUUCACGUACUCCUCGCCUCAGGCCACUCCUCUGUCUACUCGCCACUCGCUCUCAGCUCUGCCUUCGGAUGAGUCCGUUGAGCCGAGUGGCCCGUACCCAGAGCUUGUUGGCUGCCUCAUGUACCUGAUGACCUGCACACGGCCUGGCCUCGCUUACCCUCUUCGCAUCUUGGCACGCUAUGUUGCUCCUGGGAGACACCGACCAGAGCACAUGGCUGCCGCGAAGAGGGUGUUGCGUUACUUGUGCAGUACGUCCGGCAUGGGGCUAGUGCUUGGAGGGCGACGUAGAGUGGUCCUCACAGGUCACGCAGACGCUUCUUGGGCUGACGACCAGGCUACGCAGCGGUCGUCACAGGGUUACACCUUCAGCCUUGGUUCCGGCUCUGUUUUGUGGCGGUCUACCCGCUCGUCUUCUGUUCUCGGCUCCAGCUGUGAGGCUGAGAUCUACGUGGGGGCCAUGGCUGCGCAGGAGCUACGCUGA